Messenger RNA from Penicillium daleae, 750 nucleotides. Its product is annotated as SDR family NAD(P)-dependent oxidoreductase. The record is from RefSeq and is a predicted model, not a curated record. Bases 1 to 750 code for a protein of 249 amino acids. The transcript has 2 exons. Gene Ontology annotation, molecular function: oxidoreductase activity. Lineage: Eukaryota; Fungi; Ascomycota; Eurotiomycetes; Eurotiales; Aspergillaceae.
AUGGAUACCUUCCAAAACAAAGUCUACGCAGUAACAGGCCUAGCCGGCAUCGGCCUCGCAGUUGCAAAACAAUUACACGCCCAAGGCGCACGCCUCUCCCUCGCCGACAUAUCCCCUUCAACACUCGAAUCCGCCAUCCACAGCAUUACUGCCUCGACCUCAACCCCCUCCACAAUCCUAACAACAGUCCUCGACAUCAGCUCCUCCACAGCCGUCAACGACUGGAUCACCGCCACAGUGAAACACUUCGGCCGCCUCGAUGGCGCAGCCAACAUGGCCGGGACGAUCGGGUCUCAGCACGGGGUGGGCAAGUUCGUGGAUCUGGCAGAUGAGGAGUGGGAUAUGCUCGUGCGGGUGAAUUUGUCAGGGAUGAUGUAUUGUCUGAGGGCAGAGGUACGGGCGAUUAUGGAGAGUGCGCCCGGUGGCAAGGGGAGUAUUGUGAAUGCGAGUAGUAUACAGGGACUUCGGGGAUUUGCGUUGCAUGCGGCUUAUUCAACGACGAAGCAUGGGGUUGUGGGGUUGACAAGGUCUAUUGCGAAGGAGGUUGGGCCUGAGAUCAGGGGGAUCGAUUCAAACGCCGCUUCUGGAAAAGGCGACUGCUAUUCAGGGGGUGUUCCUCCUGCCCCUACAGUGAUUCCUCGGAUUGGGACGCCCGAGGAGGUGGCACACACAGUGGUGUUUUUGCUGAGUGAUGCUGCAUCGUAUACUACCGGACAGGUGUACAGUGUUGACGGGGGGUGGGACCCUUGA